Meriones unguiculatus (Mongolian gerbil) is the source of this 6456-nucleotide messenger RNA. It is a transcript of the gene Gxylt2, whose product is annotated as glucoside xylosyltransferase 2. The record is from RefSeq and is a predicted model, not a curated record. The transcript is spliced from 7 exons. Bases 106 to 1440 code for a protein of 444 amino acids. Gene Ontology annotation, molecular function: UDP-xylosyltransferase activity. Lineage: Eukaryota; Metazoa; Chordata; Mammalia; Rodentia; Muridae. Gene Ontology annotation, biological process: protein O-linked glycosylation via N-acetylgalactosamine.
GCCAGCUUCGACCCCAGUCCCGGGGCGAGCCGGCCUGGACGCUGCGCCGCCGCGGGCCGCGAUGCGCAGAGGAUCCGCGCCGCCCCGGGCCCCCCGCGCCACACCAUGAAGCUCCGCAGCAAGGCGGCCGCUCUGCUCCUGCUCGCGCUGGCCGUGCUGCUGCUGGCGCUGCUGUCCUUGCGCUCCCGCCGCGACCCGGAGCCCCCCGGGUUCCCCGAGCGCCCCGAGGCUGCCCCUCAGCGCCGCCCCGCGCCGGUCCCCACGCGCCCUCCGGAGCCCCGCGCCUUCCCCGGGGCGGCUGGCCGGCGCUCCCCCAGGCGCCGGGCCCCUCGUCCGCGCCCCCGAGCCGGCCGCCAGCGCGCCGCCAGCCGCGAGAAGUUGGCGAGGAGGCCUGGGGAAGCUAGGAGUUUGCACUCCCUACCACCCGAGCUCUGGAUUCACCUGGCCGUGGUGGCCUGUGGAAACCGGCUGGAGGAGACGCUGGUCAUGCUGAAGUCAGCCGUGCUCUUCAGCCACAGGAAGAUGCGCUUUCACAUCUUCACGGAAGAGGCUCUGAAGCCGGAGUUUGACAAACAGUUGCACCAGUGGCCUGACUCAUAUAAAAAGAAGUUUGAGCACAGACUCUACCCCAUCACAUUUUCUGUCGGAAACCCUCAGGAAUGGAAGAAGCUAUUCAAACCCUGUGCUGCCCAGCGACUCUUUCUUCCGGUGAUCUUAAAGGAUGUGGACUCACUUCUCUAUGUGGACACUGAUGUCCUCUUCCUGAGGCCCGUGGAUGACAUCUGGAAGCUUCUGAGGCAGUUUAACUCCACCCAGCUUGCGGCCAUGGCCCCGGAGCAUGAAAUCCCCAAGAUUGGCUGGUACAGCCGCUUUGCCCGGCAUCCUUUCUACGGUUCGGCAGGGGUGAAUUCAGGGGUUAUGCUUAUGAACUUGACUCGAAUAAGAAGUACCCAGUUCAAGAACAGCCUGAUUCCAACGGGCCUGGCUUGGGAAGACAUGCUGCUCCCACUGUACCAGAAGUAUAAGAAUGCCAUCACGUGGGGAGACCAGGAUUUAUUAAAUAUUAUUUUUUAUUUCAACCCAGAGUGUCUCUACGUGUUCCCCUGCCAGUGGAACUACCGCCCUGAUCACUGCAUGUAUGGAAGCAACUGCAAAGAGGCCGAGCGGGAAGGCGUGUCUGUCCUGCAUGGCAACCGUGGCGUCUACCACGAUGAUAAACAGCCCACUUUCCGAGCGCUUUAUGAAGCCGUCCGGGAUUUUCCCUUUCAGGACAAUCUCUUUCAAUCCAUGUACUACCCUCUACAGCUGAAGUUUCUGGAGACAGUGCACACCCUGUGUGGACGGAUCCCCCAGGUUUUUCUCAAACAGAUCGAGAAAACGAUGAGAAGGGCUUACGAGAAGCACGUCAUCAUCCACAUGGGCCCCAACUCCAUGAGCUGAGUGUCCUCUUGCCCUAAGUCAGCCUGGGGUCUGCUAGCAAGGGCACGGAUCCUUAUGCUGUCUGGACAUUUGUGUGUGUGUGAAUAUUUAAUGGUGCUCUGUGACUGUCGAGGUUAUAUGUUGCUGAGUUAGUUAUUCCUGAAAGAGAAUGAGCUUUCCUUUAUUUUCUUCUGAAAUCCUAUUUAUCUUUAAAAAAGAGUUUUUAUCAUGAACUUAAUAUUGUUCCAGUGGGGUGAGAGAGGAAAGGAAACUUUUUCUAGCCUUCAAAUAUGAGACCCUGUUGCUGUAUGCAGGUAUCAUAAUUAUCUGGUGUUCUUGAGACUCUCCCUAUUCAACUUGCUCUCUCACACCCUGUUAAAAACUAAUACCCGUUGGGGCUGGCAAGAUGGCUCAACUGAUAAAAACAUCUGCCACCAAGCCUGAUGGGCUGCGUGCAGUUCCCUAGGUGGAAGAUGAGAAUUAAUUCUACCAAGUUAACCCCUGACCUCCCUGUGUGCCCACACUCACAUCCAUGAAUAAAGAAAUAUUAAAAACUAAUAAUAAUAGAGGCUGAUGAGACGGCUCAGUAGUUGAGAGCACUGACCUGGGCUUCAUCUCCAGCACCUACGUAAUGUAAUGGUUCACAACCAUCUGUAACUCCAGGUCCAGGGAUCCAGUGCUCUCUUCUGUCCAUCACAGUCACUAGGCACAUAAGUAGUGUGUACAGAUAUACAUGCAGGCAAAAUACCUUACACAGAAAAUAAAAUUAUAAACUUUUUAGAAAUUAAAAAAUAAUAAUAUAUGUUAUGAGACAGGCAAACUCGGAGAGAGUAUAGGUCAGUGAACCACAAUCAAGGUUAGAUUGGACAUAAUCCUACCAACCACUUGAAAAGGUUGUGCCCAUUUUAAUGCAUUUCCUUCCAGACUCCUUAAAACCCCCACUGACUUCUGCAUUUCCCACUGUAACGCGUUUCAAAUGUGCAACCUCAGUAAAGACCAGCCUCUAUGCUGAGCUUUCAUAGAGGAGACUAAAAAGUCAGACGAGAUAAUUACAGGCACUGCCGUGUCGGAGAGAGGCUUUCAGACCAGCUAAUUGGGCUGCGUUUCAAGAUGAAGCAUGUGUCUGAGAGUGCAUCUCAGAAAGAUUGCUGAGCUCCAUGGAGGGCUCAAUCAUGAGAAAUCUCUAUGCAACAAAAACUUCUGAAAGAAAGCCCAAGGGAUCUCUUUAGCAAAGAAGUAUGAGUUUCUCCACAGACAAAAGCACUUGACUAGACUACUGGGCAGCGGGCAGAAAUCAAAGGACAAUUCAGAUGUUUGUUUGGUUUUCGUUGUUUUAAUUGUAUUUUUAACUAUGUUUGUGUGUCUGUGUCUGUCUGCGUCUGUGUUUGUGUAUGGGCAUGUGAGUGCAGGUGCUGAUGGAGACCAGAAGAUGAAGGAGUUAAUCCUCUUGGGCUUGAGUUACAAGUGAGGCCCCUGACUUAGGCGCUGGCCACUGAGCUUGGAUUCCCUGCAAGAGCAGCAAGUGCUCUUAACGACUGAGCCCUUUUGUUUUGUUUUACAUUUUUAAGACAGGGUUUUACAACCUGCCUGCCUCCACUUCCAAGUCAGCCCUGGAUUUGCAGGUGUGUGCCACCACACCCAGCUCCAGUUUCAGAUUUAAUUUGCUCAAAGUAAAUAUUUUUGAUAAUUUCAUUGGCAAGAAAAAUGCAAUUCCUAGCAGCCUCAGAUCUCUGUUUUUCUUUUCUUUUUCACUGUGCUUAGCCAGCUCUUAGCUUAGAGGCUUUACAAUCCUAGCACCUCGCUAUAGGAGAGGAAGCUCUUAUCCUGCCCCCGAGAGGGAUCAGACUUAAUCCCUAGUUGCUCUCAAGGUUGGCUGUCAGCGAAGGGACAUUUUGCAUAAUGCUUUAUUUAUCUCAAAUGACUUUUGCAUAGGUGACAUUUUUGAUGUUUCCUGCAGCCUAGAGAAGUAGGAGGGGAAAUGUCUCAUCCUGAAGAGGUGGUAGGAAGCCUCAGCACUACAGCGGAGCACUGGGGUGGCAGUUGGUGUGUGACAGUCACAGUUGUAAAGCUGAAAUGGUUAAGGCCAUUCUCUCUUUGUGCCUGCCACCUGCUGUAGUUAGGGGAAUCACCCUGUGAUGCGUUACUCUCGUUCUUUUUACUACCAUUUCGUGUUCUCACUAGCAGACAGGACAUCUUAUUUUGGGUCUUUCCGGCUGUGGGCACAGGGGAAGUGGGGUAAAUAACAACAAACUGGGUUUUUAGUGAUGGAGCCAGAAUGUACAGGGUUUCUCUCUGUAACAAACUCUGACUAUCCUGGACCAGUAGUAGACCAGGCUGGCCUCCAACUCACAGAGAUCCACCUGCCUCUGCCUCCCCAGGGCUGGGAUUAAAGGUGUGUGCCACCACCCAGCAAUUAUUUUCUAUACUAAGGUAUUAGGAUGGGCAGGGUUUUCCCCGCCCUUGGUAUUUCCUGGCAAACACCUUUGAAAUCUGAGAGCCACACACAUUUAUUCAAUGAACUUCUAAAACACGUGAUCUGUGGUAGGAAGCUACCGGCUGCCUUUCAGCUCCUUAGGCGGCCCUGAAUCUAUGCCGGGAAGGGUGAAUGCUGGUUCUCUCAUCUCCUCCUGUUCUGCCCUUUUUUUUCUUCUCCUCCUCCUCUCUCGCCUCUUGUCUUAUCGUGUUUCUAUUGCUGUGAAGAGACGCCCUGACCGAGGCAACUCUCUUAAAAGAAAGCAUUUAAUUGAGGGCACACUCCAACGAGGACAGGCCUCCACCAGCUAGGGGCUAAGCAUGCAAAUAUAUGAGCCUAUGGGGGAUGUUCUGAUUCAGACCACCACCCCGCCCCUCUCCUGCCUCCUCUUUCUUCUCAUUAAAAAAAAUAAUAACAAUAACCUGCUUCACAGAUGUAGCUGUGGAGUUCUGUGUAGAGUGUCAGAGCACUCUUAUAGCGGUGACCAUGCUUUUGCCUGCGUCAGAAGCGAGGCUGCACUGGCAGGGUUUGUAGAAAGCCUUGACAUUACCUCUUGCUGUUUAUUUCCAAUGUAAAUCUGAGAAAUUGUGACUUCCAUGAAAAUUCUAAUACUUGAAGGUGUCCCGUCUACAGAAUCAACUUGAGUGUCUCCUUGACUUUGACAUUUUAGCACUGGGGUACACGCUCUGAACUUCAGUCUUUUGUGACGUUUGGAGUUCGUGCUCAGUGCUGUGCCUCGCGUGAGCCCCCUGCACUUUUCACUGUCUGCUUCUGAAAUGAGCAUUUGCACACUUCUGGAGUCAGUAUCUCAGAUUGAAUUGGUAGUGUCCAUAAGCAAAAGUUAAAAAAAAAAAAAAGCAUAAUCAAAUUACAAUUCACAGCCACAGCUCUGGGCAUGGUGGCUCUUAUCUGCAAUCCCAGAAUUUAGGAAGACAGCUGCGAGUUAGGGCCAGCCUGGACUACAUGGUGAGUACCAGCUGAUCCAGGCCUUAAAAAAAAAAAAAAAAGGUGGAGGGGAGACUGGGGAGAUGGAUCAGCUGUUAUGAGCACUGACUGCUGCUCUUUUCAAGGGAUCAGGGUUUAAUUCCUAACACCUGCAUGGUGGUUUACAACCAUCUGUCACUCCAGUUCCAGAGGGAUCUAAUGCCCUUCUGUGGCUUCUUAGGAUAAAAGGCCUGCACGUGAAGCACAGACACACAUGCAAACAAAAUGCCCAGUACCUAUAAUUUUAAAAAUGUAAAAACAUUCAAGCAUGACACAUGCCUUUAAUCCCAGCACUUGGGAGACAGAGGCAAGUGGAUCUCUAACUUGGAGGCCAGCCGGGGUUACAGAGUGAGUUCCAGGCCAGGGAGGGCUACAUAGUGAGACCCUUUCUCAAAAACAAAACCAAACGCACAUACACACACACACACACACACACCUGUCUGAGAAAAAACGAAAAGUUACCGUGAUUGAUCAUAAAGUAGUGACUCUGAAUGUCAGACAGGACACCAGCCACAUAACUGUAAAAUUAUAGGAAAUACAUUUGACAUUUACUCAAAGAAUAAAUGCUGUAUGCUCAGUGAACUCAAAUGGACAUCAUUUCUUGAUCACAUUCAGAAACUCACUGAGUGUAAUAGUGUCAUUUAAAAGAGUGGCAGGUAACUCUUCUGCUUUUGUUUCCUGCUGCAUUUUUAUAUUUUUUUGUUUUUGCCUUCUCCAUUCCGCCUGUGAUAGAAACUUGUGGGUAGCACAGGAACCUGGGCUUUAGUGACCCAAGUGACAGAACUUGGGGACACCCCCCCCCCCCGUGUAGCUAGAAGAGAGCUCUAACUAGACCUUAGAGCCAAUCUUUCAUGAUGGGACUGUUUCAGACAUUUUAAAAGGCUAACACCUGCACACACUCAUCCACACAUAUCGUAUACCCUUCAAAAGAGACGCCAACUUUUACUGUACCUGUGAGUUGAAGAAUUACGCACAGUUAACCCUUAGGUCAUUCAUUACACAAUAACCCUUGCUGGCAUUUACCUCUGACAAGAUUUCUCCAGCAAAAGAGAAAGUGCUUUGUUCUAGUUUUUGUUUUACACAGGUCAAAACUGGAAAUAUCCUCUUGAAUCUCCAAUAUAGAACUUUUGUGUGUGUCACCAUGUAUGUGGGCACAUGAGAACCAGGCGCAGUGCUUGCUUCACUGGGCUGACGUUUCCAUUGUCAUUGAAAAAGCAUGUCCAUUGUUCGGAGCUCCUAAAGAGUCCUUGCAUGUGGGGUGGGACAUCGUCGUUGUUAUCAGAAAACAUUGAUGUUUUUGUUGCUGUAAUUUUGUUUGCAAAGAAAUGCAUUAAAAAGAAUAAUCCAAAGAAAAGGAACUAUUACAGAGCGUAAACUGGGAGGCAAGUACCAAGAUGAAAUGAUUGUCUCAUCUUUUUAAAUGUCACCUCCUGUUUUACCUUUUUUUUAAACUUAAAAGCUUUAAAUAUGUAUUUGUAUUACUUUUGAAUUAUGUAUGUGUGUAUGUAUGUUUCUCUUUAUAAAAUUUUAAGCCUAAAAGUGUAUCUUAAGUAUGUAAACUAGUAAAGAGUAUUUAAUAC